Molecule: messenger RNA, 6633 nt
Organism: Scatophagus argus
Lineage: Eukaryota; Metazoa; Chordata; Actinopteri; Scatophagidae
Gene: jag2b
Product: jagged canonical Notch ligand 2b
Exons: 26
Coding region: 343-4128 (1261 amino acids)
Biological process (GO): multicellular organism development; establishment or maintenance of epithelial cell apical/basal polarity; Notch signaling pathway
Cellular component (GO): plasma membrane; protein-containing complex
Molecular function (GO): calcium ion binding; Notch binding
Source: RefSeq, a predicted model, not a curated record
UGGUUUGCGGAGCUGCCAAUCAAAGCAGACAUCCUCUCCUCAGGCUGUGGCUACGAAACAUCUCAGUUGCUGUGUGGAGAGAUUUGACGGAGGGACACUCCUGUACAUGGACCAUCACUGCGCUGCAAUCCGCCGCCUGCUCACACACACACACGCACACACACACACACACAGACGCAUGUAAUGCCUCGGUAAAAUCUGGACAGAACGCGCUGGAGAAAGCACGCAUGUGAUUAUUUUAUUUUUGCAUGUCAGGAGAGGAGGAACUAGACGCCGGGUUCGCGGCUGUUUGUCUUCUCUUAUCGCUUCUCACCCCGUAUGUCACUCUAAUUAAUCGGAGGCAUGUGGAAUCGCACCAGGAUUAGGAAUUGCUUCCCAAUAGUGUGCCUGCUGUUGACGUUAUGGACGGAGGUGUCCCAGUCAACCGGCUAUUUCGAGCUGCAGUUGAUCUCCGUGGAGAAUAUGAACGGCGAGUUGGCGGACGGGGAGUGCUGCGACGGCUCCAGGAGCUCCCAGGACCAGCGCUGCACUCGAGAUGAGUGCGACACUUACUUCAAGAUCUGCCUGAAGGAGUACCAGAUGGAGGUCACAACCACCGGCACCUGCACGUUCGGGGCUGGAUCUACACAAGUUCUCGGUGGAAAUAUGUUUUCUAUUAAAAGCGCGAAGAACAACCAGAAUAAAGUCGACGAUGCUGGCAAGAUAUUGAUCCCCUUCCAGUUUGCCUGGCCGCGGACGUACACGUUGAUCGUCGAGGCCUGGGACUGGGACAACACCACCACACGCACCAGUGAGGUGGAGCUGCUGAUCGAACGCAGCGUUCACACCGGUAUGAUCAACCCCGGUGACCCUUGGAAGACCAUCAAGCACGACGGGCCGGUGGCUCGGCUCAUCUACCGCAUCCGAGUGCGGUGCGACGAGAACUACUAUAGCAGCAAGUGCAAUAAGCUGUGUGUACCUCGUGACGACUACUUUGGCCACUAUCGCUGCGAGCCUUCAGGGGCCCAGGUGUGCCUGGAUGGCUGGAUGGGUCCAGACUGCAGGACAGCGAUUUGCAAGCAAGGCUGCAACCUGUUACAUGGCAGCUGCUCUGUCCCAGGGGAAUGCAAGUGUAGCUACGGCUGGCAGGGCCAAUUCUGUGAUGAAUGUUUGCUUUAUCCUGGAUGCGUCCACGGGACCUGCAACACCCCCUGGCAGUGCAUCUGCGAGAGGAACUGGGGCGGCCUGCUAUGCGAUAAAGAUCUGAAUUACUGCGGUCGCCACCAUCCUUGUGUCAACGGAGGAACCUGCAUGAACACAGAACCAGACGAGUACUACUGCGCCUGUCCACAGGGAUACUCCGGCAAGAACUGUCACAUCGCCGAACACGCCUGUGUUUCCAGUCCUUGCGCCAACGGUGGUACAUGCUAUGAGCUUCCCACGGGCUUCGAGUGCCAGUGUCCACCGGGCUGGGAGGGUCCGACAUGUGCCAACAAUUUGGACAAGUGUGCCUCCGGUCCGUGUGCUCACGGUGGAACCUGUAUCGACCUGGAGGAUGGCUUCAAGUGUGUGUGCCCUCCACAGUGGGAGGGAAAGACCUGCCAGAUAGAUGCAAAUGAGUGUGCAGGAAAUCCCUGUGUGAACGCUCGCUCUUGCAAAAAUUUGAUUGGCGGCUAUCACUGCGUCUGUUUUCGGGGAUGGUCCGGACAAAACUGUGACCUCAACAUCAAAGACUGCCACGGCCAGUGCCAGAACGGAGCAACAUGCAAGGAGGGCCCGAGGGGUUACCACUGCCAGUGUCCUCCAGGUUUUGUUGGCACUCACUGUGAAAUCCAGAGGAAUAAGUGUGCCAGCCAGCCAUGCCAGAAUGGCGGCCAGUGUCACGCAGUGUUGGACGGCUUCGUGUGUCAGUGCCCACCAGAGUUUGCAGGACUGCUGUGUGAGAUCUCUAGCUGGUCUCCCUCAGAUGCCUGUGAUCCAAACCCGUGUGAGAACGAGGCCAAGUGCUACAGCAUGGACCAGGACUUCUACUGCGCGUGUCCUGAAGGCUACGAGGGAAAGACUUGUGAACAACUCAAAGAAAACUGCCAAACCACACCGUGUCAAGCCAUUGACAGUUGCACUGUUGCCAUAGCAACCAACGACUCGGCCGGAGUGCGGCACAUCUCCUCCAACGUGUGUGGCUCACGAGGACGCUGCAUCAGCCAGCCAGCGGGAAACUUCACCUGUGUGUGUGAUCCGGGUUUCAGUGGCAUCUACUGUCACGAGAAUAUUAAUGACUGCAUCAACAACCCCUGUGGAAACGGAGGGACCUGCAUCGAUGGAGUGAACUCCUUUCAGUGCUUCUGUCCCGACGGCUGGGAGGGUCGACUCUGUGACCUCAAUGUCAACGAGUGCAAACACAACCCGUGUAAGAAUGGCGGACGCUGUGUCGACCUGGUGAACGACUUCUACUGCGAGUGUGCCGACAAUUGGAAGGGCAAGACCUGCCAUUCCCGUGAAAGCCAGUGUGACGCAACCACUUGCAGCAAUGGAGGCACCUGCUACGACCACGGGGAUGUCUUCCGCUGUGCCUGCCCACCUGGAUGGGGAGGAAACACGUGCAACACAGCCAAGAACAGCACAUGUGCCUCCAGUCCUUGUUCCAAUGGUGGAACCUGUGUGGGAGGAGGAGACACCUUCACCUGCAUCUGCAAAGAGGGCUGGGAAGGCCCCACCUGCGGACAGAAUAUUAAUGACUGCAACCCUCAUCCAUGUUACAAUGGUGGCAUCUGUGUGGAUGGAGUCAACUGGUUUCGGUGCGAGUGCGCUCCUGGUUUCGCCGGACCAGACUGCCGAAUCAACAUAAAUGAGUGCCAGUCUUCACCCUGUGCUUACGGUGCCACCUGUGUGGACGAGAUCAACGGUUUCCGCUGCAUCUGUCCGCUUGGUAGGACAGGAACCCGAUGCCAAGAGUUCAUAGGUAUUGGGAAGCCUUGCCACUAUGCUGGGCUGCAGUUUCCCCACAACAGCCGCUGGGAGGAAGAGUGUAACAGCUGCCAUUGCAUCAAUGGCAAAGUGGACUGUACGAAGGUGCUGUGUGGUCGUCGUCCCUGCCGGCUCCAGCCAUCAGGCCGGGACCGGAGACAGCAGUCUUGCCCGGCUGGACAAGAGUGUCUGGAGCACAGCUACCUCACAUGCUUUUCUCCCCCUUGCCAUGAGUGGGGCGUUUGUUCCAUGGCUGGACCCUCACCUCCACAAGUAACCACCAAGUGCCAGCCAAAUAGCGGGCACUUGGACAACAGCUGUGGCCGCAUAACACUUGUUUUCAACAGAGACAAAGUACCACGGGGAACAACAGUGGAGAACAUCUGCUCUGAGCUCAGGUAUCUUCCUGACACCCGAAGGCUGGCAAAAGACCAUGCCCUCCUCCUGCUCUGUGACCUCUCUCAUUCAAAUCAGGACGCUGUAGAUGUGGCUAUAUCUUUCCAACCUGAGGAUCUAACAGACCACAGUCUGAUCCAUGAGGCAGCCAGCGCCAUUGUGGGCACCUUGUCCAAGCGGCACAACAGCACCAUCAUGCUGGCAGUCAUUGAGGUCAAAGUGGAAACACAGAUCAUGACCUCCUCAGUGGACUACUUGGUGCCUCUGCUGUGUGUGGUCUUCUGCUUGCUCUGCCUCUUCUGCAUCAUCGUAUGUAUUUGGUGGACACGCAAACGGAGAAAAGAGCGCGAGAGGAACAUACGGUCGGCGGCCGAUGACAGCGUUAACAACCAGUGGGAGCCUCUUCGGCUCGUCGUGGGACGUCAGCAGCAGCAGCAGCUGAAAGAGAGCAACAGGGAGGCUGAGCAGGAACGCAAAAAGCUCAUGGGCCCCUCCUAUCGGACGUGUGAGGGGGAGGAAGAGGAGGAGGGGGAGGAAGAAACGGAAGGCGAGCUUGAGCUCGAGGAGGAGGAGUGUGGUGGAGCAGAGGCGGGAAAGCAGCCAGUUAGUAAGUACUGUAAGACUGCAGUGCAGUCCGGCGGAGGAGUGAUCUGUACCACGCACAGCUCCAGUUCACCCCUCAAAGCGCCCCACCGGACCCCAGGCUACAGCCCCAAAGACAACCGCUGGAAAAAUGUCAGCGCCGCCUUGACUGGUCAGAAAGACCUCAGAGACCAUUGUGUAUAAGAAAUUUAAACAAAGGACUCGCAGUGUGGAAGCGAGAGAAGCUGCAAGGCAGCGACUAUUCUUAUUUUUGGAAGAAGAGGCUUUGUGUUUCAAUAAGCCGUUCUUUGCUUUGUGUAUUCAUGUUUUUGUCACUGUCACCUGAAAAGAUUUUUGAUUCAGGAGGCUCGAGCACAGUGAACAUCCUUUUUUGCUUCUGUUCACUUUUUUUUUUUAAUUAUGUACAAAAGGAGCUGAAAUGUAACAGUUAUUCAGAAGGCAAAAGAAGCUCUCACCAAUUUUUGUUUGUGGAAUUAUACCUUUAAAGAAACGACGAAUCAUGGAAAAGGAGAAAAAAUAAACAAUCUGUAUAAAGUUCUUUUUGUUUGUUUACAAAUGGUUAUGAUCUUGUUAAAUUGUCUGCAGGUUCCUGUUCAUUGUCUGUGUGUGGGGGCGCAGAUACACAUUAAAGGGACAGUAAAGGAAGAGUUUUGAGGGAAAUGGACUCUUGCAGCCACAGUGAAGGAGAAAAAGCCUCCCUUUGCUCGCUCUCUUUCCGGCUUUGCCCACCAAUCCACCUGUGGCCAUCAUGCGCAAGCCUUACCAAAACACUUGGCCUGGAGGGGAGAGUGGGACAGAAAUCCCAGUGCCUACUAUGUGGCCUUCCAUUUUUUUCUCCUGUCUCUCAGUUGUCUCGGCUGAAAGCUCCGUUUGAGGAUUUUUUGCAGUAUUUGAGUUGGUAGCAAGUGCCUUUCUAAGAGCUGCGUCAAGGCUCCGAGUCGCGCUGCCCAGUUUGACCUCCUUGUUCUCAAAUCUCAAAGGGAUGUAAGUGUACAUUUAAAGAGUUCAGUUUCACAGCAACGCCAUUCAAGGUAUUUGAUCAAAACAGAAAUUAAUACUCUGUAUAUAUAUAUAUGUAGAUACUAAAGGAGUCGCUGUGUAUAUUUGAAAUAAGUAACUUAAAGACAAGUCACACAUUUUUAUUAUUAUUAUUAUUGUUAUUGUUAUUAUUAUGAUUAUUUUUAUUUUUUUUUACAAUGCCAUUCCUUUUAUUUAUGCCAGUUCAAAUAGGCACGUUUUAUAACACUUCAUAUUCUGAGUCCCGCAGUUGAGAAUCUUUACAAUGAGGUACCACCUAUGAAGGAAUUUCUGAAGGGUUUAUAUAUGGUUUGUCCCGACGAUGCAUUUUUUUUCUUUUGUGAUUGUCACAUGUGUGGUUAUGGCUUUGACUUUAUUGCUUUUUAGUUUGUAAUUCAACCUCCAGAUGACCUAUUUGCAAAGCUAUCUGCUGUCCAGCAUUACUAGAUCUGUUCUCAAUCUUUGAUUUUCUACUUUGGAUGUAAAUAAUUUUUUUUUCUUUUUUUUGCACUUAAUUUCCUAUUUGAAGAUUUGAAGAAAACCUGUGUUGGUAUUCGGAAGAUGUAAUUAAUAAUUGGUAUUUCAUAACUGUGUAACACAACCGACAACAUCUCUGACAUGGUCGGACUGUAGCCGAUCAGGCAGAAAAUGGCUUCCGUUCUGCUCUUUCCAUACAGAAACAUCUAAGAAAGUUGCUGCUCUGACUGCUUCCUCAGUCAGUGAACGUGACCUUUGACAUCACAAAUAGGGGCAGGGCCAGAACUGUGAUUUUCUUGAUUUUUCUGCCUGUUGAAAGCUGAGCAGAGGUUUUCUUCUACAUUAUUUGACCCAGUUUUUACUACCCAUUUGACUUUCUUUCUCGUUUGUAACUUGCUUUCUAUUAGAGGUAUCACGGAUUGUGGUUGUUUAACCAGGAUUUGCUUAUUUUGGUGAGCGGCGUUGCAAAACUGCCAACAUUAUAGCCUUAAACAGUUCUCAAACCAUUUCUAAACCCAUCACAAACCCUUUUGUUUCAGGUGCCUUAAUGUAAUGAGUAAUGUGUUAUUUGUGUAAUCAGUGGUCAUCUUUUUAUGUUGUGGGUUUGUUUUCAUUAUUAAGGAAAGUAACUCUUUAAAACAUUGUGUGGUGUAUAGCGGCGUGUUUUAUUCGCCUGAGUAAAGUGCUCUCCUUGUCUCACUUUGCUAUCGCGGGGAUUCCUGGAAUAAAACCCUUGACGGAGGAUUUAUAAAGAAAAAAAGAAAAAGCAACAGCAGUCCACCGUGGCACUUCUGAGUGUCAUGAAUGUGGGUGUUAGUUGGUCAAACGUGGGAAUCAUGCAUUAGCUUCAUGUUUGGUUUAAAGGCUUUAAUGAAGGGAACAAAUUUGCAGAUGUUUUUGCUACCAUCCCGAUGUGUUUUAGGUUACCGACUCAGUUCAAAGUUACCCCUUUUUCAUACCAUGUCACUGUCUCAGAAUGCCAUCUUAUUUUCUGUAAAUGGGACACAGCAAAAUAAAGAAUUAAAGAUGCAUCACUGCUGGUGUUAAAAGCUGUAUAUGCAUAUUCUAUACAUUUUAUUCUACAAGGGACAUGAUUUUAUACAAAGUGAAAAGGUUUCCUUUAUCUGAGAGGAUGUCCGAUUGUCCUAACUAAUCGUCCCAGUUAUUUAUUAAAGCAGUUUUGACACAUCUUGA